Molecule: messenger RNA, 2730 nt
Organism: Carassius gibelio (silver crucian carp)
Lineage: Eukaryota; Metazoa; Chordata; Actinopteri; Cypriniformes; Cyprinidae
Gene: ralab
Product: v-ral simian leukemia viral oncogene homolog Ab (ras related)
Exons: 5
Coding region: 255-863 (202 amino acids)
Biological process (GO): Ras protein signal transduction; regulation of exocytosis
Cellular component (GO): plasma membrane
Molecular function (GO): GTPase activity; GTP binding; GDP binding
Source: RefSeq, a predicted model, not a curated record
AGAUCUUAGCAUAUUAGAUACAUAUUUCCUUUGUUUACAUGUAACCAGUCUGCGUGAAGACCAAGCCCAUUCAGCCGAAGCUGUCAGUAGUGCUGCUCCCUUCCGAGUCAUGAACUGAAGCAAAGCUAACAAGACGUCGAGCACACGAGUACCUGUUCAUUUGUUCUUCCUUAAUAGGUUUCCCUUAAUACCCAUCUACCUCUGAUUUCUCACUACUUCACUGCACUGCCACCCAUCUCUCAUUUCCUGAAGCAAUGGCUGCUAACAGGAAUGCUUUGGCCCUUCACAAAGUGAUAAUGGUGGGCAGCGGUGGCGUGGGCAAGUCAGCAUUAACACUGCAAUUCAUGUAUGAUGAGUUUGUUGAAGACUAUGAGCCCACCAAAGCUGACAGCUACAGAAAAAAGGUGGUUUUGGAUGGAGAGGAGGUCCAGAUCGACAUCCUCGACACAGCGGGACAGGAGGACUACGCUGCCAUUCGGGACAACUACUUCCGCAGCGGAGAGGGAUUUCUCUGCAUGUUUUCCAUCACAGAAUCCGAAUCCUUUGCUGCUACUGUUGAUUUCAGAGAACAGAUCCUUCGAGUGAAGGAGGAGGAGAACGUACCUUUCCUGCUGGUGGGAAAUAAGUCAGACUUGGAGGAGCGACGGCAGGUCGGAGUGGAGGAGGCCAAGGCUAGAGCAGAUCAGUGGGCAGUCAGCUAUGUCGAGACUUCUGCCAAAACCCGUGCCAACGUAGAUAAGGUGUUUUUUGAUCUUAUGCGUGAAAUCAGAGCCAGAAAAAUGGAAGAUGGCAAAGAGAAAAAUGGAAAAAAGAAGAGAAAAAGUUUGGCAACCAGAAUUCGAGAAAGAUGUUGCAUUUUAUAAUGACUGGGUCACACUAUAACGCUAACAUCUCUUCUCUACCCUUCCACUGCUUCCCAAAAAAUCCAUCAAGUUUUCAUAACACUCCAGGCAAAAAUGCUGGAGAUCAUCUCCUAAAAACACAUCUAGGCUACAGCCUGUGUCUGUUUCUCAAUGGUAUAAAAGGGCAGAACAUCAGAUAUGCAUUAAAAUAACAAAUGGUUUCAAAGGUCUUACAUAUCAUAAGAACAUUUCUCGGCUCAAGCACACCGUAACUGACUAUAAAUAAUACUAUUAUAUAUUUUUUACUUGUAACUAGAUUCUGUUCACUUUAGUUGCUUUUAGUUGAAUGUGAGUAGAUUAAGUGCUGAACACUAACACUUUAGGUAAAAAACUACUACUCCUAACUAUUUGUUAGCAAGUUUACAGUGUAUUUUGAGGAUUUUAACCUCCUGCUCUGUUUUACUUUUUAAAUUAAAGCCUUAAUAUUAGAGUAUACAAAAAUGUUGGGUGUUAAGCCACAUAAAUGCUGUUAGGUAAUUUUCUUAAAGAAAAUUAUAGCUAUAUAUCUUUGUGUAACAUAGGCAAUGCUAAAUAUUUCCCAAGCAAAUAUACAAAUUAUUAAAAAUAUUCUCAGGAAUCGAUGGAAUUUAUUCCUAAUUGGCUUUUUACCAAAACCUUUCUUUAAAUUCAAAGUUUAAAGUGUAAAAGCUCGUGCAUUUCAAUAAAGCUGACACUGUCCAUUAUUUCAUUUUCAUAUCCUAAAUCUAACAGUGCACCAAACUCAUUUCCAAUCUCUCUUUUAAACACAUAUACAGUACUGUGCAAAAGUCUUAGGCCACUAGUAUUUUCUCCAAUAACAAAAUGGUUUUAAGUCAGUUAUAUCUAUGUUUUGCUGUAGUGUGUCAGAAGUCCAGACAGACUGAAGAUGAUGAGGUCAGAUCUCUGUUGUCAGACUCCUUGUGCAAACAAAAAUUAUUCCAUUAUUCCAUUUAAUGGCAAAAAUAAUGUUUGGAAAUGUAAACUGAUAUUUAUACUGAUAUAAAUACUAGUGACCUAACACUUUUGCACAGUACUGUUCAUAAAAUAUUUGUAGUCAAAAGGGCUUAUUCACUUAUUCCUGUGUGUGGCACCAGAUUUAGAGGUUUGUUUUGUGCUAUCUAGGGGUCCCAAAUAACACACAGAUUUUACAAUUUAAAAAUGAGAGUGUCAUCUAGCUUUAGUUGACUUUACUGUGAAAACAGGUUGGAAUUUAUUACAAAGACUGAAUUGUGUACUUUAUCAUAACUUAUAUGCAAUUUAAUAUUUCUUUAAGUUUAAUAAUAAACUACUAUUUUAAGUUUAAUAAUAAACUAAUAAGUUUAUUAUUAUUAUUAUUAUUAUUUUUAAGGGGAAGAGUUAAUUGUGAAAUCAUACUCCCUCAUACUAAAAUUAAAAACCGCUAAGGGCUAGACACCAUCUGCAUUUCGGACACCUGGUCCUGCUGGCUGGAGUAAAAAGAAUUGUCACCCUUUGAUGAAUGGUUUUAAAUAAGCACAUCCACAUGUAAAUAAAUACAUGUGAGCUUGACAGUUUAUUUCCACAUUACUAUGUUGUAAUCUUUUGCAGCUACAACUACACUAUCUCUUUUAAAUGCUUUCUUACUGUCUUUACUCAGAUAGUUGUGUGCACUGUGGCAUAUGCAAGUUUUUCGUUCCCUCUGUUUAAUCAGUCAUAGUGGUUUACUAUGCCUCAGCAAGCUCUUGAUUGGUCUGUGUGUGUGGUAAGUGUGCCAUGUGGCAAUGAUACUGACAUAUCAACAACUGAUGCCUCAAGAGACCCAUCAUGACUUUUAAAGAGUGACUGUCUUUGAGCGCAAAAAGGGUUUACAAUACAGGACAUUUUAAUAUAA